This is a messenger RNA of Diversispora eburnea, 305 nucleotides long. The record is from the annotation of a GenBank genome assembly. NCBI's taxonomy places the organism in Eukaryota, Fungi, Glomeromycota, Glomeromycetes, Diversisporales, Diversisporaceae.
AUGCCUUGGACCGAUCUUUCUUCAAUAAUAGGUCGAAUAAAUAAGACUGGCUCAACAGCCUGUGUAUAUGGAACAAAUAACGAUCGUAUUUUUUAUUUUAGUGGUGGAAGUGUUUUGGUGGAAGAUAAUUUUACUUCAAUAUUUGAUACCACAGCACAACAAUGGGGCACACCAAAAAUGUCAAGAAACUUUACUGCGAUAGAACGAAAAUUUACCCAAUGUGUUGUUUCGGAAAAUAGAACAUAUAUCUAUGGAGGAAAUAAAAAUUUAUUUAGCAUGGUUAAAUUAGAUGUAUCGAAUUUACC